Messenger RNA from Esox lucius (northern pike), 3608 nucleotides. Its product is annotated as cholesterol 24-hydroxylase. Lineage: Eukaryota; Metazoa; Chordata; Actinopteri; Esociformes; Esocidae. Gene Ontology annotation, molecular function: iron ion binding; cholesterol 24-hydroxylase activity; heme binding. Gene Ontology annotation, biological process: cholesterol catabolic process. Bases 219 to 1772 code for a protein of 517 amino acids. The transcript is spliced from 15 exons. The record is from RefSeq and is a predicted model, not a curated record.
UCCGACCUACUUACAGUGCCCCUCCCCGGACCAUUCACCUACUCACGUCUAGCAGCCAACUACUGGGUCGCGAAUGAACCCUUCAGCAAAUGCCAGUUCCACGGAAGAAGUUAUGACAGCAGACACCUGGAUUGCACUUGGAAACCAAUAUCACGUCUAAACUAACGACCGACCACGUAACUGGCUGGUUGAAUCACUGCGAGCUCGUCUUCGCAAAUAUGGCCGUUUUUUAUUUAAUUGCAGAUUACUAUGGUUAUGUUCUGACAUCCCUGGUAGUUUUUCUUUUUAUCGCAUUUCUUUGUUAUUGUCUAUACAUAAAAUAUAUUCAUUUGAAAUAUGAUCACAUACCGGGACCACCAAGGGAUAGUUUUAUAUUCGGCCAUUUUCCAACAUUCUCCAGGGCGACGAGCAACGGCCGCAUUAUUCACGACAAGUUCCUGGAGUGGUCUGAAACAUUUGGACCAGUGUACCGUCUCAACGGUUUACAUGUUGUGAUGCUGUUUGUCACCUGUCCAGAUACCACCAAGGAGGUUUUGAUGUCACCCAAGUACCCAAAAGACAGACUAGUCUACAAGCGUCUGUUCAACCUGUUUGGACAGAGGUUUCUGGGAAAUGGCCUGGUUACGGCACAUGAUCAUGACCUGUGGUACAAACAGCGGAGGAUCAUGGACCCUGCAUUCAGCAGUCUAUACCUGCAGAGUCUGAUGGGUACGUUCAAUGAGAGGGCAGACAUGCUGAUGGAUAAACUGGGGGAAAUGGCAGAUACCAACACAGCUACUAGCAUGCAGCACAUGUUCAACUGUGUGACCCUGGAUGUCAUCACCAAGGUGGCGUUUGGAGUGGAUUUGGAUCUGCUGAAUGACAGUGACACUCCGUUCCCCAAAGCCAUAGAAAUGUGUCUAAAAGGGAUGGUCCACAGUACUAGAGACAACACAUUUCAGCUCAACCCAAAGAACUGGAAAUUCAUCAGCGAGGUGAAGGAUGCUGCUAAACUGCUGCGUACUACAGGCAGACAGUGGAUCAACGACAGGAAAAUGGCUGUUCAAAACGGGGAAGACGUUCCAAAAGACAUACUCACACAGAUCCUCAAGACGGCUGGUAGUGAGGAAAAGAUGGGAAAGGAUGAUAAGGAGCUUAUGCUGGACAACUUUGUGACAUUUUUCAUUGCUGGGCAAGAGACAACAGCCAAUCAGCUAGCUUUUGCUGUCAUGGAACUUGGAAGGCUGCCAGAGAUAUUGGCAAAGGUAAAGCAGGAAGUAGAUGAUGUCCUUGGAAUGAAGCAGGAAUUCAGCUUUGACCACCUGGGGAAAAUGACCUACCUGUCUCAGGUGUUGAAGGAGACUCUACGGUUGUACCCCACGGCACCUGGGACGUCACGCUCAAUCCCUAAAAACAUCGUCAUAGAUGGGAUCCACAUCCCUGCUGGAACCACGUGCUUUUUUAAUUCAUAUGUCUGUGGACGGAUGGACAAGUUCUUUGAAGACCCGUUGAAGUUUGACCCAGAGAGAUUCCAUCCAGACGCCGCCAAGCCCUAUUACUGCUACUACCCCUUUGCUCUGGGUCCACGUUCAUGUCUGGGACAGAAUUUUGCCCAGAUGGAGGCGAAGGUAGUAAUGGCCAAGCUGUUGCAGAGGUUUGACUUCAGCCUGCUGCCCGGCCAGUCCUUUGACAUCCUGGACACUGGCAGUCUGAGACCAAAGAGCAGAGUGAUGUGUAACAUCAGACACAGAGGACCGACACCCACUGGCCAAAUGGCACCUACAAAUGACUAAUACUAUUCAUUGAGGAUCGUAUAUGGUUAUUGUGUAGCUGGUCUUAAAACUUAAUAGAUAAUUUUUCAGACCUGUUCUGUCUGUAUACACUAACUAUUGUCUCCGGCUACAUAUGGAGCCAAUUUUGAAGCCACUUUUAAUAUUACUGAACAUAAAAUAAUUAGUGGUUCUACUUCAUGAAGAGAAUUUAUAGGACUGACUUCCCAUGGGAGUGUUUUACAAAUCCCUUGUUGUUUGGUAAAAAUACUUCAUCGGGUUACUGUUAUGCUUUGUACAAUUUCUCUAAAGUGUUUCAUGUACAUGUAAACUUCCUGACCAAUAUUACCACACUGCCUUUUGGUACAGUUAGUCAAUUUAAAUAAAUGUAUUUUGAAUUCUGCCAACAUCACUCAGCUGCACAAUAUUGUAAAUUGUCAACAAGGUGUUGCUUUGAAUGUGUAGGCAGAAAGGACAUUAGCAUGUUUUCACACAUUUCAGAUUUAUUUAACUCCAGUGCUUUGUGUGGGUGUCAUUCUAGGCACAUGUUCCGGGGUUAAAAAGAAUAUUCAGCUGGAUUCUGCUUUGAUAUUUCAGUAGCCUAAUUAGUCAAACGUUUGGAAACCAAGUCCACAUCGUUUGAAUUGUGUCAGCAUGCACUUCCAAUAAAACGUAGUCUACGUGUGUAUCUACUUAUUCAUACAUAGCAAUUAAGAGAGCUGUGGGAUUCAACUGACUAAAAGCAAGAUAAUACUUUACAGUGGUUGUAUUAACUUGGAGGGCAUAAUCAUGUUUAUAACAUCCAGCCAGGGGAUUUUGGCAUGCUAAUGUUGCCAUUACUUCACCCAGGUAAACGCUGCACACGUACCCGGCUGUCCACGUGAAAUAAAAGAAAACAUGACUUGCGACCUUUCACUGCUCCAAGGUCCAGUUCCGACGAUUGCGUACCCAUUUUAUGCCCUUUCUACGUAUUAUUGACCAAUGAAGUGUGAAUAGGACCAGUGCGACCGACACAGUUUCGCUCAGAGGUAGUCUGGUUGAAAAAACUGGGGGCGGUAAUUUUCAACAACACAGGCUUGCAAUACUCAUUAUGUCUGGAAAGGUUAAUUGUAGCAAGUAGAUGACCCCAAAUAAUGUUGUCUUUCUGUACCGAGGCCUGUUGGGUGUUGAUAGGACUCAAACGUUCAGUGUUAAAAUUCCAGUUUGACUUUAAGAAAGUUGCGAUUUCUGAACAUAGUCCUAACUAGCACUGGUAAAUUAUACUGUGUGUGAAUUUUUGCAUGGUGGGACUUUUCAGCUGGAAAGUAAUUUCAGAUAGAUGAUAAUGUAACCAGAGUGCAUCUUUAAAAAUUAUACUACAACUAAUAAUACAGUGAUGUUGGUAACAUCUCAGUCAGGCAUGUUAGUCCAGCUUUAAGUAUUCCAAUCUGCUCCUAUAGACCGCCUUGAAUUAAUAGUGGUCACUAUCUUACCUGUUGGUUUGUGGCCUCUCUCCCAUGCUCUGGCUACCUUUCUGACCAGUGUUAUUGUGAUGACAGCCUCUUUUCUGCAUAAAGUAAAUAUACAAAACAAUCCUAAAUUCAGCUGCUGGCCUUUUAUCAGAGAUCCUAUUCAAUGACUGAUUGAUUUACAUGAUUACUGAUCAACUGUCUGUUUUUGGGAUGGAACUUAUCAAUGAUUUACCUGUUGGUUUGUGACCUGUCUCUCCCAGGCUCUGGCUACCUUUCUGACCAUUGUUAUUGUAAUGUCAGCCUUGUGCAAAUCACUUUAAUAGGCGUUCUUCCUUUCAAAUCAUUCAAUAUUACUUUUUCACUCAGCCAUAGGAACUCUUUUAUCUAGCAAGCAAGCUACUAGUACUGU